This is a messenger RNA of Melitaea cinxia (Glanville fritillary), 543 nucleotides long. Its product is annotated as thiosulfate:glutathione sulfurtransferase-like. Bases 45 to 518 code for a protein of 157 amino acids. Lineage: Eukaryota; Metazoa; Arthropoda; Insecta; Lepidoptera; Nymphalidae. The record is from RefSeq and is a predicted model, not a curated record. Gene Ontology annotation, molecular function: thiosulfate-cyanide sulfurtransferase activity. The transcript is spliced from 4 exons. Gene Ontology annotation, cellular component: mitochondrion.
AAUACAUACACACAAGAUCGUCCGUUCCUAAAGUAAGCAACUUAAUGGUUGUCAUUUGUCUUGUCAAAAUGUCUAUUUCAUCCUACUUGUUUAAGAUUUACAAAUCAACAAUAAGGGGAAAUUUUAACAAGAAUUAUUUCAUCACCAAAGCGGCUUACUCAAAUAUGGUUGACCCUAAAAGAGUAGUUAGCUAUGAAGACAUGCUUAAAGUCAUUCAUCAGCCAGAAAAAGUUAUUAUUGAUGUUCGUAAUCCAGAAGAAGUAAAAUCAACAGGAAAAAUCCCUUCCAGCAUUAACAUACCAUUGGGCAGUGUUCAGGAUGCAUUAGCUACCAUGUCAGAAGAAGAUUUUAAGAAACAAUUUCAAAGACCUAAGCCAUCUUCUUCUGAUGAGCUUAUAUUUUAUUGUCAAUCUGGUAGACGUUCCAGUGAGGCACUUGAUAAAGCAAUUCAGCUUGGAUAUACAAAAUCCAAGACAUACUUGGGCAGCUGGAAUGAUUGGUCAAGCAGACAAAAAUAAAUAUAAAUUAGAAGUAUAAUAAAAA